Molecule: messenger RNA, 4185 nt
Organism: Trichomycterus rosablanca
Lineage: Eukaryota; Metazoa; Chordata; Actinopteri; Siluriformes; Trichomycteridae
Gene: niban2b
Product: niban apoptosis regulator 2b
Exons: 14
Coding region: 137-2560 (807 amino acids)
Source: RefSeq, a predicted model, not a curated record
GUCGCUUUAAACCCACGGGAGGUGUUUUACACCACUUUACACGGAUAUUUCACUUUAAGAAAAGGUAGCAGUUUGUUUUUAAAACUUACGGGAACUUAAGCGACUGGACUGUUGGAUAAACUGAAACUUGUGCGAUAUGGGGGAUGUGAUCUCAAGCCACCUGGAUGAGGGCAAACGGGAAAUCGUUAAUGCCCGGACAGCCAAGGUCCUGGAUGAGUUCAGGAGUCUCUAUGAACAGCAGUACACCUUGGCUCUUUUUAACAAGGUACGCUAUGACGUGGAGGGAGGAGGAGGACCUCAACCUCAGCUUCUCCACCGAAAGGCACCUCUUGAGAACAAGUCCAUCUUCUCAGGAAUGCUCUUCCAGUAUUUGGAAGAAAACAAAAAAUGGCGAAAUCGGUUUCUGUUCGUCCCAGACUCAUACAAGAUCUGCUUCUAUGAAAACAAACAGGCCCAUGAUCGAAAUCUCCACCCUAAAGGAGCCAUCAACUGUGCUGGAUAUAAAGUGCUGAUCUCCAUGGAGAAGUACCUCGAGCUCCUCGACUCCAGCCUUCCUGAUGUAAAAGCCAAAGUGGGCAGCACUCCCUUUCUGAAAUGUGCCACGCAGUUCCCGCUGAUCCUGUGGCACCCAUACGCACGCCAUCACUAUUUCUGUGCAGCCACGGAGAAAGAGCAGCAGAAGUGGCACGCCGUGUUUCAGGACUGUAUCCGACAUACCAACAACGGUCUUUCAGAGGAGUGUAAAGUGCAGACACCAGCUUUCACAGAUGCAGUUCGUCUCUACCGCCAGGUCCGUGACCAGUAUGGCACCUGGGACAUGAUGUGUGGGACUCCUCCCCAGAUUCUGGCUAACUUGGUGAUGGAGACUCUGCUUCCUGAGCUAAGGGAUCUGAUCAGCCCACGCCUAAAGGGCAAGAUGCAGGAAAGACAGAGGACCUGGAUGCUGAUCACAGAUGCUGUGUACAGUCUAGUACAGGGUCAAGCUCAGGCCCAGUACGAAGCUACUGUGAAACACUGUGAGGAAGGGCGCCCCCCUCUGGAGGCGACUAUACGAACAGACAUGGACCAGAUCAUCACCUCCAAAGAGCAUGUCACAAGCAAAGUCAGAGCUCUGGUCCUGCCAAAGGCUGAGAAGCUGCUAAAGGUAAGUAUUGAGCCGUACAUCAACUCCAUCUUGGAGGCGCUGAUGGAGCCCACCAGCCGAGGCUUCUUUGAGGUGCGUGAUGUUUUCUUCAGGGAGCUGGUGGACAUGAACAAGAACCUUCUUAAUGGUGGCAGCAAGGAGAAACUUGGAGAGUACAUGGAGAAGGUCUCUAUGCUGGCCUUCCACCCGGUGAAGAUGCAGUGCUGUUAUGAGAAGGUGGAGCAGUUGAGUCUGGAAGGCCUCCAGCAACGUUUCGACGUCACCAGUCCGUCUGUAUUUGUCCAGAGAGCCCAGAUCCUCAUGAGAGAGCAAAUGGAUGAUGCUGUGUAUACAUUUGAGCAGCUGCUUCAUCAAAGUUUGGAGGGUCAGGAGGGGGAAGGUCUCUGUAAAACCAUCCAGCGCUGCCAGGACCGGGUCAUCAAAAAAUUUGACUAUGACAGCAGUACUGUGCGUAAGAGGUUCUUCAGAGAGGCUCUUCUGCAGAUCUUUAUUCCAUACAUGCUGAAACAGCUCCAUCCAUCCUGCUCUGCUGACCUUCCUCAUUUUCAAGAGCUGAUUUUUGAAGAUUUCUCCCGUUUCAUUUUGGUUGAGAAUAUCUUUGAGGAGGUGAUACUUCACACAGUCAUGAAAGACAUCAUGAUGGCUGUGAAGGAGGCUGCUGUUCAGAGGAAACACAACCUGUACAGAGACAGCAUCGUCCUCAACAACAGCGACCCGGCCCUGCACCUGCUUGGCGAGAAUCCACAAAUCGACUGGGCUGAAGAAUUUAGCAAACAGGAGGUGGACGGAGGUAAAGGAGGAGAAGCUGAGGGCCACAAGAAGCGCAGAAUGAAGCAGAUCGUUUCUAUGAUCCAGGUGGAUGGAACAACACUGCCACACGAGUCCUGCAUGGAGGUACCCGGGGUCCAGGACAUCCCAGAAGAACCGGGUGAAGAUGCUUCUAAUGACCAGCCCUCUACCGCUCCAGAAAAGAAAGCACCCAGCACCAAAGACGAAGUAAACGGGCCCCCGUCUGAAAACAGUGCACCCGUUGUACCCAAUGGGAAUACGCCAAAGGAAGAAAAAGAGACAGAGGAGCCUAAGCCGAAAGCCCAGGAUUCAGAGAGCAAGCAGGCCAUAGAGAGUGCCAUCCAACAGAUUGAGGAUGCAGUACAAGAAGCAGAGAGUGAACAAAGUGCUGAGGGAGGCAAUCCGAAAAAAAAUGAACCUGCAGCUCAUACGGACACAGAGUCGCCCAGCGCUGAAGUAGAGACGUCAGCAAACCAGGAGAAUCACGCUGCACCAUCAAGCACAGAGGAAUCAAAGUCACCUGUGGAAGGAGAAGAAAUGAGCUCCCAGCCAAAGCAAGAGCAACCCCAAGAACCUGUAGCAGCCGAAAAAACAGCUGAGUAUGAGGAGCCUCGGCCUAGCACGUAAACUACAUAAGAACACAAUGACUCUGAAAUAGAUGAUGCUGUAAAAUAAAUGGACACAGCACCAAUGCAAACAUAGGUCAAUAAUUAUGGGAUUUAUAAUUCUUAUUUCAAUUUUAAGUAGACACUAGCCCAAUGCUGAUACUGAUACUACGACAAAAGGGUUUAUGGUGGUUGGAUUCUUUUUUAAUUUCUGAUAUCUUCAUUUUUCACUUUUACUUUUUGCACAGACUUUAAUCACGUUCACUAAACUGGGCUGAUAGGCAUAACUGGGUAUACUAUAACUUUUUUGAAAGUAAAAAUUCCAUUUUUAUUUAUCACUAGAGAUUGUGUUGAUCCUACUAGGGUUUUAUGUGUUAGUAAGACUGCUGAACCCUAUAGCUGACUCCGUGCUGGUUGGUGUGAUGGUAAAGAGACGGAAAAACCUGUUUAAUACUGGGACAGUACCAGAACCAUUUUAAAACAGUGCUGGUAAAGUGCUAUUAUAAUGAUUGUAUGAUGCUGGUAUAAUCCUGAUGCAGUUCUGAGACGGACCUCGAAGAAAGCCAGGAUACCAACAGUGCUGAUACAGUACUGAAUGUGGGUGGAAUAGUGCUGGACAAGUACGAUUUACAGUGCUGGUAUAAUGCUGAGUGUCUGUUCGUUACUGAAUAGUUCUGAUAAAGUGCUGUUACUGUGCUAAUGCAGGGCUGGUAAAGUUCUGGUAAGCUGCUGAAACAAUGCUUGUAAAGUGCUGUUACUGUGUUAUAUUAGGGCUGGUAAAGUUCUGGAAUAAUGCUGAAACAGUGCUGGAACAGUACCGAACAAUGCCAGAACAAUGCUGGUAAAGUGAUGUUACUCUGUCAUUUCAGGGCUGGUAAAGUUCUGGUAUAAUUAUGGUGCAGUACUGAAUAGAGCUGGUAUGGUACUAGAACAGUGCUAAUGUAGUUCCAUGUAAAGCUGGUGUGGUCAUUACUAAGUUACAGUACUGGUAAAAUGCUGGUAUGGUGCCUGAUAUUAGUCCAAUUUGGUGACAUUUCUGCUUGGCUUACAUACAAAUAAAAACACUGAUGUAUUUUUAACUAGUCAUUUUAUAUUGUUUUAUUAUUUCAGCUCUGGCCUGAUAUUUUUGGUAAAGUACUAUCUAUAUUUCCUUUCUUCAUAGAAACUUAAAAUUUAAAUGUGUAACUAUUUAGCAUCAAUGAUCUGUUUAUGUACCUAAACUAAAGUUCAUUACUGUCCCAUGUUAUUCUUUUUUUAUGUCAAAUUAUUAGGAAAAAAAUUCAACACAUGCUUAGUUCUUUAUUUCUCCUCUGAUGGUUCACAAGUCCUUGUUUUAACAUGAUUGUUUUUGUACAUUGUAAGCAAGUAUUUUUAGUAAAUGUAUGGAAGCUCAAGAAACAUUUCUUUAAAAGUAAAACCAAGUUAACUGCUGUAUGGAGAAAAUAGAGUUUAGUUUGAAUUAGCAGUGAAAGUGUAACUGGUUUAUUCAAGAUCUUCAUCUGUACCCACAUUUAGACUUCUAUCUGUCACUUUUAUUCUGUGUGAUAUGACUUCUGCUCAUACGAUUGAAUAUUUUUAUUUAUUAUUUAAUGUACUUCUUUGCCAUAUGUUUUAUUCUAAAAUAUUGAUAAUAAAUCAAUUAUAUUU